AUAUAGUGAAUGCAGGGUCCAGGGAGACCAGAUAUAGUGAAUGCAGGGUCCGGGGAGACCAGAUAUAGUGAAUGCAGGGUCCGGGGAGACCAGAUAUAGUGAAUGCAGGGUCCGGGGAGACCGGAUAUAGUGAAUGCAGGGUCCGGGGAGACCAGAUAUAGUGAAUGCAGGGUCCGGGGAGACCGGAUAUAGUGAAUGCAGGGUCCGGGACAAAAAUUUGGAUUUAGUGGGCUUCAACCACCACUAACUUAGACACUGCCAACACGGGGACACCGCACAU
Messenger RNA from Staurois parvus, 280 nucleotides. The record is from the annotation of a GenBank genome assembly. NCBI's taxonomy places the organism in Eukaryota, Metazoa, Chordata, Amphibia, Anura, Ranidae.